AUGUCUCUCCAGCACCCAGCAUUGUCCCACCCACGGAGCCAUCUGAUUGGUGACACGCAGAGCGGUAACAGCCAAUCAGCAGUGUGUAUUCAGAGCGCAUGUAACAGCCAAUCAGCAGUGCGUUUUCAGAGCGCAUGUAACAGCCAAUCAGCAGUGCGUAUUCACGGCACAUGGAGUCAGCGCUCAAGGCAGAGGCAGACAGAGAGGAGAGACUAUGGGGGUUAGCAGAAAGGGGUUUAGCAGGAGUCCUCGAUUACAUUUGUGUAUGGAACAAAAUCAAGGCUGCUCAAGAACCAGGAUCGACCAGCGGUUAAGACUGCUGACUCGGAAUGAGAGACGUCUGUGAAGAACAUCUUCUCCCUAAACAACAGAAGUGGCGCUUUAGGAUGGAGCAGGAAGAGCCACAACCCUACGACAUCAAAGAAGAAGACCAGACUCCUCACCUUAAAAAGGAAGUGGGGGACCCAUUGAACCUCUACUUUAAAAAGGAAGAUGAGGCACACAGCAUCAGUCAGGGGGGAGAGCAUCUUGAAGGACUGGUGGAGGUUGAAGUCACCAAGAUGCCAUUGACUGGUGUGAUUGUGAAGAGUGAAGAUGAUGAGGUCAAAGGUGAAAGUGAGGAGAAGAGAGAGGUGGAGCCUCCAAGCAGCAGCUCAACUCAACACAUCACAACAGAAGCUGAUGGAGACCACUGUGCAGGAUCACAAGCAGACAAGCUCUUAGCUCCACAAUCAGAUAGUGACAACACAACGUCACACUCUCCUGACACUGAUGAUGAAGAUUCUAAAGCUGAUAAGACAUGUCACACUGACAACACACGCUUUAAAUGUUCUCAUUGUGACAAAACUUAUAAUUACCGCUGUCAUUUGAAAAAACACAUGAGAACACACACUGGAGAAAAACCUUUUUCCUGCGCAAUCUGCGGUAAACAUUUUACUCACAGCCAUCAUUUGAAAACACACCAGAGAAUACACACUGGAGAAAAACCUUUUUCCUGCUCGGAAUGCGGUAAGGGUUUCGCACGAAAAAGUUGUUUGAAACAACACAUGAGAACACACACUGGAGAAAAACCUUUUUCCUGCUCAGAAUGUGGUAAAGGUUUUAGACGGAAAAACGUGCUGACAGAACACAUGCAGACGCACACUGGCGAAAAACCAUUUUCCUGUUCAUUCUGCGGUAAAGAUUUUUUGCGAAGACAGUAUUUUAAAAUACACAUGAAAAUACACCCCGGAAGAAAAAUCAUUUACCUGUUCAAUCUGCGGUAAAAUGUUUGUAGAAAGACAGCAUUUAAAAGUACACAUGAGAACACACACAGGUGAGAAAGUGUUGAGUUGCAGUGUGUGCGGUGAAAGAUUCUCUUAUAAGUACCAGUGUAAGAAACACAAGUGUGCUGGUGAGAACAGCAGCAGCAAAUGAAGCUGCAGGGUUUUUAAAUAAACUGUCAGAAAAUGUUAUAACUUUUACAUUCUAGCAAGAUCAGCACAUAUAACAAGUGUGACAUCAUUGUUGUGUGUAACACAAUCUUGGAAAUAUGCUUCUUUUAUGUAUAGAUGCAUUAAGUAUAGUGCUUUUUCAGUCAAGUACAUGCAUUAAUAUACAACAUUGUGGACUUUUAUUUAAAAACGACCUCCAUUUUGACUGAAAAGGUGAGAGUAAACAGUACAAAAUAUGCAUGUUACAUACAAUAAACGUUUAACGUGUAAAUAGAUAUUCAUAAUUCAUUUUUAUACUUAAGCGUUUUUACAUCGUUUUUUAAAAUAAUGAAGGGUUAAAUAUUUUCAUUUCUAAUUAUACAUAAUUUCAUAGAUGAACUCUUUUUAUAUGAUAUAUGUAUGUGUUUUACAUGUGAUCAUAUUUUUGCUUUUGAGUACACAUAAAUCCCUCUUACAAAUGAGUUGGGAAAUUGUGUUAGAUGUAAAUAUAAACGAAAUCCAAUGAUUUGCAAAUCCUUUUCAACCCAUAUUCAAUUGAUUGCACUACAAAGACAAGAUAUUUGAUGUUCAAACUCAAACUUUUUUUUUUUUUGCAAAUAAUUAACUCAGAAUUUCAUGGCUGCAACAUCUGCCAAAGUAGUUGGGAAAGGGCAUGUUCACCACUGUGUUACAUCACCUUUUCUUUUAACAACAAUCAAUAAAUGUUUGGGAACUGAAGAAACUAAUUGUUGAAGCUUUGAAAGUGGAAUUAUUUCUCAUUCUUGUUUUACGUAGAGCUUCAGUCGUUCAACAGUCCGGGGUCCUGUUGUCGUAUUUUACGCUUUAUAAUGCGCCACACAUUUUCGAUGGGAGACAUGUCUGGACUGCAGGCGGGCCAGGAAAGUACCCGCACUCUUUUACUAUGAAGCCACGCUGUUUUAACACCUGGCUUGGCAUUGUUUUGCUGAAAUAAGCAGGGGCGUCCAUGAUAACGUUGCUUGGGUGACAAUACAUGUUGCUCCAAAACCUGUAUGGACUAUUCAGCAUUAAUAGUGCCUUCACAGAUGUGUAAGUUACCCAUGCCUUGGGCAAUAAUACACCCCCAUACCAUCACAGAUGCUGGCUUUUGAACUUUGCGCCUACAACAAUCUGGAUGAUUAUUUUCCUCUUUGUUCCGGAGGACACCACGUCCACAGUUUCCAAAUAUAAUUUGACAUGUGGACUUGUCAGACCACAGAACACUUUUCCACUUUGCAUCAGUCCAUCUUAGAUAACCUCGGGCCCAGCGAAGCCGGCGGUGUUCCUGGGUGUUGUUGAUGAAUGGCGUUCCCUUUGCAUAGUAGAGAUUUAACUUACACUUACAGAUGAAGCGGCCAACUGUAGUUGCUGACAGUGGUUUUAUGAAGUGUUCCUGAGCCCAUGUGGUGAUAUCCUUUACACACUGAUGUCGGUUUUUGAUGCAGUACCGCCUGAGGGAUCAAAGGUCCGUAAUAUCGUUUACGUGCAGUGAUUUCUCCAGAUUCUCUGAACCUUUUGAUGAUUUUACGGACUGUAGAUGGUAAAAUCCCUAAAUUCCUUGCAAUAGCUCGUUAAGAAAUGUUCUAAAACUGUUCGACAAUUUGCUUACAAAUUGGUGACCCUCACCCCAUCCUUGUUUGUGAAUAACUUAGCAUUUCAUGGAAGCUGCUUUUAUACCCAAUCAUGGCACUCACCUGUUCCCAAUUAGCCUGCACACCUGUGGGAUGUUCCAAAUAAGUGUUUGAUGAGCAUUUCUGAACUUUAUCAGUAUUCCCAACUUUUUGUCACGUGUUGCUGGCAUCAAAUUCUAAAGUUAAUGAUUAUUUGCACAAAAAAAAAAUGAUUAUCAGUUUGAACAUCAAAUAUGUUGUCUUCGUAGCAUAUUCAACUGAAUAUGGGUUGAAAAUGAUUUGCAAAUCAUUGUAUUCCUUUUAUAUUUACAUCUAACACAAUUUGCCAACUCACAUGGAAAAGGGGUUUGUAGUUCAUAUUUACUUGUUCACAUCUUAAACAUCUUCUGGACCACUUCUGGAAGCAUAUUAUUUUUUUACCUUAUUCAUCACUUGAGUAGCUGUGUUUUACGAGAUCAGUUCCUAUAUGUACGAUUAAAUUAUUUGUUGGGUCUUGAUAAUCCAAUAUGUCAUCUUUAUUACUCUCUUUGGUAAUAUGAUUAUUGGUUUGUAUGUACGUUCCCAGACAUUCAUGCAAUAUGUAAUGUAUGCUUCAACUAAAGUUGGGUACAAUGAA
Nerophis ophidion (straightnose pipefish) is the source of this 3677-nucleotide messenger RNA. Its product is annotated as zinc finger protein 776-like. Lineage: Eukaryota; Metazoa; Chordata; Actinopteri; Syngnathiformes; Syngnathidae. The transcript is spliced from 3 exons. The record is from RefSeq and is a predicted model, not a curated record. Bases 330 to 1265 code for a protein of 311 amino acids. Gene Ontology annotation, biological process: regulation of transcription by RNA polymerase II. Gene Ontology annotation, molecular function: RNA polymerase II cis-regulatory region sequence-specific DNA binding; DNA-binding transcription factor activity.